Molecule: messenger RNA, 1783 nt
Organism: Polyodon spathula (Mississippi paddlefish)
Lineage: Eukaryota; Metazoa; Chordata; Actinopteri; Acipenseriformes; Polyodontidae
Exons: 3
Source: RefSeq, a predicted model, not a curated record
UGAUUUCCCACAAGACGGUGUCUACAGCCGCUUUCACUGCGUGCUCGAUGGCAGAGCCGAGCUCGUCUUGCAAGAGCGAAACGGACACGCUGAAGUCCAUCCUCGCCGGGUUUAGUCAGAGACUCUUGUAGAGGGAUCCUCUUUGCAGGUGAUAAAAUGCUGUAAAAUUAGCAGCAGUCUCACUCCACAACAGAAAAAAAAAACAAAUGAACGUCUCGAUUUCCUGGAAAGGCACGAAAGCGUCACUGGUAGUAAAUAGGCGUUUCUGGUCGCGUAUUAUUGAUUGCACAAAAAAAAAUAAAAAAAAACUCAAACCCCGGUCUUGCAAGAGUGAUUGGCCUCCCUGUCGCAAGCAAGGGCGGGAUCACCACUGGAAAUUGCAUACUGGUAUAGCCAUGCUGGCUCCACACUGCGUGCUGCUUUACUAGCUAAUAACUCAUUGGGGAUCCUCAAUGGCUCCAGUUUCGCCUGCCUUUGUACCGAGCGUGCUCGGGGAGCUUUAUUGUAUUGCAAAGGUGUUGCUCGUCACUGUGUUUUUCUUUGCAUAUUAACAGAUAGGGCUGUGUGUGCUUUUUUUAUUUUAUUUUAAAAACUUAAUUGCAAUUAAAGUGAAGCAGAAGUCGACUCGAGAAACAGGGCUGCAGACAGGGAGACAGAUAGGUAAACACAACUUGGCUUUAAUUUUUAAGACACAAUACAGUACACUACAGGUCGAUUUUAAAACGGAAUCUGUAAGCUGAGGUGCAUACGAGUGAAUUUUUAAUUUGAAUUGCAUUUAUAUGUACAGCAGGCAAGGCGGCCUGUCGUGUGAUGUGAUGCGCCUCUGAACCAUUUAAAAGAAACCUAAUGUAUGACAAGAAUUCCCAAACGAGAUUUAAAAUUGUUGAUGCAGUUUUUAAAAUAAAAAUAAUAAUUAUAAGAUUUUAACUGUAAUGUGACCAGCGCAACUUCCUGUCUGGCUUUUGGGUAGCCUGGGGAUACCGCUAGUGACGUCACAGAGGGAAAGUCGUGACCAAGGGCCAGUCCUUUAAUAAAAUGCCUCUUGUUUUGGUCAGUUGCUCCUAUCAGGCAAACUAACAAAAAAACAUUAGUGUUCACCGCUUUCCGAGGGACACAAAAAUGCAGCGCAUGUGGGAGGCGAAAGUUCAGACGACCCGGGCGAAGUGGCCCGCGUCGAACUGGAGGCACGCCUACGUGUGCAGUGCGCACUUCACACCAGGUAGUUUGGAAGAAAGACCGCUGAUGGCGGCAGAGGUGGGCCUGGGUGUGAAAAGGAGGCGUAUUUUAAAACCAACCGCCGUGCCGACCAUUCUGAAACGAACACAAGCUGCUGGCACUGACGUGGACCCCCAAGCGAGACCAAGAAAGGCGUUUGAGAAACGGGUUGCGGACUCAGUUUUGUCGACUAAAAGAGAGGGAGGUGGUACUUCAGAGUGGCGCCAGGAUGAAGCAAUGGAAGUUCCUGUGCUGGAACCACCAGCAAGUCAUGUUUCAUCAGCAGAAUGCCAGACCGAGCCAGUUCAGAAAGAAAGAAAUACAAAAAAAAGUGUGCAAGUUCAGACAGCCCUGCCAGGAAUGAGAGAGGUGAGAACGGAUCAGCCUCGCUCACAGGGAGUUUCUGAGAUGGAAGCAGCUCAUGUCAGCCCAGAGCUUCCUAUUCGAUGGGUUGUUUCUGCAGACAGGACUGUUGAGAUCAAGGAGGAAGUGACUGAGCUGGGGUGCGACCAGGCCAAUGAGCGGAUCCUGCAGGAGGAAACGCCACCUUCUAGCGUCACUGAGAGAG